CUUGCCUGAGUUGGUGUUGGGCAUAGACAACAUAAACGACCCUCUCAGUCGCUGAUUUCUCGUGGGCUUUCUGAACUAUGAUACCACGGUGCUAGAUCCAGCCACUUCCCCUUCCAUGGAUGCCCAUGCGCAUCUUCUUUCCCUUGGCUGGGCAGGUCCUGGCCACUCUCUCGACUCGAGGCCUUACAAACAAAAAGGGCACCGAGGCCUUGCUUACGAUCCCGCAAAGGUCGGCAAUAACGGCGUCGGUCUGGUAAAACCUCUCUUGAUUUCACAACGAAAGGGGCGAUUCGGCGUUGGAAAGAAGGCGCAUGAACCGCCGGCUGGGAAUCAGUGGUGGCUUAAAGGAUUCGAGAGUGCAUUGGGGAACAUCGGCAAGAGCGAGAGUGAGAGGAGUAGUGGCACGGCUACCCCGAUUGCACACGACUAUGGUGCUGGGAAACACGGCGGACUCUAUAGCUUCUUCGUCAAGGGACAAGAGAUGGAAGGCACAAUUGGUAAAGUUAGCGACAUAAAACGAACUUCGAAGAAACGGAAGAGCGAUGCCCUUGACGAUGGAGAACGGGCUGGUAUUGCAGAACCCACGGCAUCCAAGAACCGAGAAGCUGCGGCAGAAUUCGAAGAAGCUGGCGCAUAUUUUGCACUGCGUGACAAAGACGAGAAGCGUUGCAAGCGUGUGCAGAAACAGAAUCCUGUUGCAGAGUUUGAACAAGUCGGCGAGUACCUCCAGGCAAGGUUGGAGAAGAAACAAAAGAAGCGGAAAUCGCGAGUUGAGCCUGAGGUCACAGAGGUCGAUACCCCGGUCGACGUUGACAGCGAGGGGCGGCCACCGCCGAAUCGAGUAGAAACGAAAGAAGAGAGACGCGAACGGCGGAGACGACGAAAAGAGAAGAAGGAGCAAAAGCGAAAUGCAUUGGCAGAUCUGGAAAACCCGCAGCAACCUGUCUUACCGAACGAUGCCGUCACUGAAGGUGCGGGCGCCAAAGCUGAGCGAAGAGCAGAGCGGAAGCGCAGGAAAAGCGACAAGUAUACUAUCAAAUCUCCGACAGGGACUUGAGAGCAAGUUGCAAGACAUUGAGUGUGGAGUGCUCUGCGUGUGUGGUUACCGAAUCCCUACUGUGUCUGCGAGAUCUAUCUUGAUGCUUUUAUGGGAGACGAGACAAAAUCCAUCUCUGUAGCGAAUGAAUUGAUGACAGUCACGCAUUCGAGCCGCCACGAUGGCGCUUCCUAAAG
Molecule: messenger RNA, 1233 nt
Organism: Cladophialophora immunda
Lineage: Eukaryota; Fungi; Ascomycota; Eurotiomycetes; Chaetothyriales; Herpotrichiellaceae
Exons: 1
Coding region: 116-1057 (313 amino acids)
Source: RefSeq, a predicted model, not a curated record